UUAAGUGUUUGUGUGUUCUUCAAAUUGUGUUCAUUUUUUAAUCGUUUUCAUUAUGAAGAAAUGUAAAACCAUUUAGUUGGGAAUGCUCCGGAACGGGCUUGAGUUGAAAGGUUAUCAAGUGACGUCACGGCCAAGAUGGCAGCCUACAUGGUGGAGAGCGGAGAGGAUGCAUUUAGAAAAAUAUUCAAGUUUUACAAGAGAAGACACCCUUCGCCAGAUUUCAGUAAUGUCCUUGACUUUUCCAAAGAUGUACCGAGUGACAUGGUAGUCCCAGCUAAAUUGGACCCAGUGACAGUGAGUGAUGUGGAGGCUACAAGGGUUGGAUUAAAGCCUGUCAGAGACUGGAGAGCCUUCGGCCUGCAGGGCUACCCAGGGUUCAUCUUCAUCUCCAACCCGUUCCUGCUGGGCUCCCAACCGUUCUGGGUCAGACAGUGUCUGAAGACUUACCCUCAGAAGCCCAACGUCUGCAACCUGGACAUGCAUAUGUCUCUCUCUGACACCCAGGACAUCUGGGGUAAGAGCAUACAUGCCCUCAGUUGUCCUCCCUCUGGAAAGAGAGAACCACUGACUCUACUGGAGAGGCUGCGCUGGGUCACUCUGGGAUAUCAUUACAACUGGGAUACCAAGACUUACUCUGCCAACCAUUACACUCCUUUCCCAGCUGAUCUUCACUUGCUGUCCUUACAAAUAGCAGCCGCCUGUGGCUUCCCAGGAUUCAAAGCAGAGGCUGGAAUCCUCAACUACUAUCGACCUGAUUCCUCUCUAGGAAUCCAUGUGGACGAAGCAGAACUGGAUCACAGCCGCCCAUUGCUGUCAUUCAGUUUUGGGCAGUCAGCCAUCUUCCUCCUGGGAGGCACACACAGACAGGACCCCCCCACUGCUAUGUACAUACACAGUGGGGAUGUAAUGGUUAUGUCGGGACAGAGUCGCCUCCUUUACCACGCUCUCCCACGAAUUGUUCCAGUGCCACAAGACCAUACCCCUUUAGAGAUGGAAGUCUGCAGCCCGGCCUCCUCCCUGCAGGACAGCACUGUGAUGGAACAGAUAUCAAAACAGGACUGGAUGGUGUGCUCCAAGUACAUCCAGAGCUCCAGAGUGAAUAUGACUGUCAGACAGGUGCUGGGGUCUGGGCAGAGCUUCCCAGAAACACCCGCUUAUCACCAAAGGACUGAUGUAGGCCAGACAGUCGGGUACCGAGACUGCCCAGCAAACAGAGAUAGUGGGAAGAGGAAGAGGAGUAGUGGCUGUGCCUCUGUUGAUACUGUAGAGACAUGAAACAGACCAACUAGUGUAACACUCACUGAGAGAUGUGACGGUGCAGGGGAUAUUUGCAUCUGACACCAGAGUCCUCCUUUACAGUGAUGUUGUGCUACUUGUCACCUUGAUUUAAAAAAACAACAACAGAAACCACUUUAGUCAGAUGUGCUUUAAUACUUACACCUGGUCCAUAGUUAGGCUGUCUGCAUAAACAGUGGCACAGCUGGAUCAGCUGUCAUUCAACCUGAGAAGCCAUGUUGUAACUUUUAAAUGGUUUUGAGUUACCAAUAUAUGCACUGCCCACAUAAAAAGAUGGGCACAUUGUUAUCACCACCAGCACAGCUGUAUUUUUACCCCAUUAAAAAGUUUGACAAAUGUCAUGUUCAUGGAUAAUAUAUUCUGAAUAAUAAUCCCACCAAGAAGAGCUCAAACCUCCACCAAGGCCAAACACCAACAAUUACUGAUUAUUAGCCAUUCAGGUUAUAAAUUAAUCAAUUAAAAAUGAAUAAUUAAUCAUACAUUCUAUUUAAAUACGUUCACACUUGGGUUGCUCAUGAUGGGCCAGACAGGUUUAAGGGGUUUAUUUGCAGCUGACCAGCUGGUUGGGUUACUUUGACCCAGCUCUUUGUUCCUUUAUUUAAGGUUAGGGUAAGGGGAGAAUGACAGUUACAUUACUGUUGAUGCACUGUUCUUUUGGGACGAAUGGAGUCAGUAUUUGCAGAAUGAUCAAAAAAUAUACAUUAUGGUCAAUGAUCAAGAGGUCCUCCUAACGGAUAUGAUCAAUAUCCAGACUCUGUGAAAGAAGACGGUAGAAAAAUUACCACCUGUGACUGGCACCUGAAUUGUACUGUUGGGAAUUAAUGGAAUCAAUAAUUUUUUUCGAAAUUCAUUGGCUGUACAACAACUAGCAUUAUCCAUAUGCAGGUUAAAAAAUUUACAACCAAUUACACUUUGUUUUGCUUUAUAGUAAUAUUAAAUAAUUAUAGUAGAACAAUUGGUCAGAAAGUGAGUGAACUCAGAUCAAGACUGACCAGCUGAGCCAGGAGGUCAAUAAAUUAAAACACAAUGGUUUGAAAGGAGCUUUGGACAUUUGCAGCAUGAGGAGCAGGCAUUGGUAGGGUGGCUGGGCAGGGCAAAUGCACUUCAAUGGCCCAAAACACUUCCAAUAAGAGAAACAAGCUGCAAAUUCAUAAACGAUGCAGAUUCAAAAACGCAUACGUAAAUACAAAACAAAUACAACAACUGCAACGUUGUGACAAAUGAAAAAACGGCUGCAGGAAGCCAAAACAAAGACAUAAAUAGCAAACACUGCAAAUACAGAAACAAUGCAACAACAAAAACACAAAACCACCAAAACAAAAAUCUGAAAAAAGUGCUGCAUAUCAAGACAACACAUCUGAGGUCGCUACUAUGAAGGAAGUUCAACAUACCCGGGAUAACGUUUAGUUAUCUGCGUUAUCUGAACCUAACAUUGACCGCCCUGAUAACCUGUACUACAAAGCUGGUUAUCAACUGCCUCAGUUAACCCUGGUUUUACAUCCAGGUACGAGCACGUUCAUGUGAAAGAGGCAGAGUGGUUAAUUAUAAGCAACAUCGUCUGAAACAUGAACAAAGUACUUAAUAUGAUCUGAGAUGAAACGCUUACUUGAUGGUAAGUUAUAGCAAUGACCAGAAGUCAUGUUCAACAAUGUCAAAUGUUAACAAUAAGAUCACAUGACUCAAAUAUAAAAAAUAUUAUUUCCAUGUCUAAAUAUAAUUUCUGUUGAAGUCUAAAGACUAAAGAUACAUUGUAAAUAAGUGCACGAAUUAUCAUCACGUUUGAAUAUUUUCAACAUGUGAUGCAGAGAGAAUAGUUAAAGUUCAUGUCAAACUUUCUGCUGUAGAGAGGAGAGAAUGAAAAGUGGAGAGAAGUAGUCGAGGUCUGAUGAGUCAGUCUGACUGUAAUGUUCAUUUAUAAUCAUGGAAAUAAUUAACACUGUGUGGCUAAUUGUUCUAAUCAAAGACAUCAGAGGUUUAGUUUUUUUCUCCAGUUCUGGUCAAUGAGUAUCCUUAUAUUAUUCUGAGCUGCAUUGAUGAUGAAGAGAGUAAAAGCUUCAUCACUGUCAGGAAUCCUGUCAGAUUAAACAAUAUCUGUUCAAUAAAAAUUAACCUAUAAUAGUUAUUAUAUAGGCUAUUUAUUUAAGGUGAUUUUAGAAGCUUUGCUUUAAAACCAGAGUGGACAUAUGGAAAGACUCAAACAGGAAAACUAUUCCACUGAUUUUUUUAUAUUUUAUAUCUACUGCUCGUUAUUAUUGAUCACUUUAUUGUAAACUCUUUUUUUCCCUGUUAGGAUCCUGUAGGAAUGAUGACUCAGUUUUUCCAGUAAUCUGAUUGGUCAAUAGUUUGGCUGUUGACAGGUUUUGGUGUGAUCCUCUGAAGUUAUGUUAUAAGUUAGUAUUGUUGUACUAGUUCAUUCCUCUAAUUAUUUCAUUACCAUCCCAUAAAGUAUAUUGAAUUGUA
Molecule: messenger RNA, 3756 nt
Organism: Seriola aureovittata
Lineage: Eukaryota; Metazoa; Chordata; Actinopteri; Carangiformes; Carangidae
Gene: alkbh1
Product: alkB homolog 1, histone H2A dioxygenase
Exons: 6
Coding region: 136-1275 (379 amino acids)
Biological process (GO): oxidative RNA demethylation
Cellular component (GO): cytoplasm; nucleus
Molecular function (GO): broad specificity oxidative DNA demethylase activity; ferrous iron binding; oxidative RNA demethylase activity
Source: RefSeq, a predicted model, not a curated record